Molecule: messenger RNA, 2153 nt
Organism: Toxorhynchites rutilus septentrionalis
Lineage: Eukaryota; Metazoa; Arthropoda; Insecta; Diptera; Culicidae
Exons: 7
Coding region: 443-1801 (452 amino acids)
Source: RefSeq, a predicted model, not a curated record
UGGAGAAUAAUUUUCCGAGCAAUAAGCAUAUUAUUUUGAAAAUGAACUAAAAAUAACACUUGCAAUUCAAUUUGAUUCGGAGAUCAUCUGUUUAAUGCAACGGUCCGAUGAAAGUGCCGAACGAUAACGAUAAUAAGCCAAUAAUUCAUAAUACCUCAAUACGCAACCAUAUAACAACUCGUGACACAUUCAUUGCUAAGUAUCUUUCAGCCUGCUAUUUGUCGCGUGAACAAUUUUAUCUGCCUGAUAACAAACCGAAACACAUUGUAAUGCUGUUCGAAAUGACGAUAAAAUCAUACACCAAUACAGGAUUGAAUUGUUCUGCUCGGAUUUCUAUCAUUAGAAAAUUUUGUGACAGUCAGUACACAACCCGGACUUUGUAAGCGCAGUUGCUUUGUAUUUCUCAGUCGAUAGCUUGUGUAAUAGAUUAGUUGGAUUCGCAAUGCCAAAAACUAGUGAAACUAGAUUUGUCAACUCUCUGUUUCUAACUAAUCUAAUCCAGUCUCACUAUGGGGAAACAGAUGUGAAAAUUAGAGCAUAUGAUGUGGAGCCUGCCACUAUUGGAACCACCAAUCACUGUGUGAGGUCUUCGAUGAACAGAAUCCUAGUGAAAUAUGUUUCCAGAGAAAACCCAUCGGAGAAAAUAGUAACGUUCGUGGCAAAAAUGAAACUAUCGGAUGGAAGACAUGUUGACGAAGUUUUCCAAAAAGAGUUGUCGGUUUACGAAAGUGUCCUGCCAAACGCAGCAACAAUUCAAAAACCCAGAAACACGGUUGAAUUAGCGCCAUGUUUAAUCGCAUCAUCAAGCGAGCCGUUCAAUUUUAUGAUACUCGAAGAUAUUACGAUGCGCGGGUAUUGCGUGGAAAACCAGGAGCUUGGACUGAAUAUUCAACAAAGCAAAAUGGCGAUUGAAAAACUGGCUUUCUUCCAUGCUGCAAGUGCAGUACUGAUAUCUGAGGAUCCCAAUCGGUUCGUCAAAUUUUCCAAAGGAACAUUUCACACAGACCACAAGGAUGAGCUAGCAUAUUUCACUAAAGCCCUGACAACAAUCGUCAACAAUGGCUCUGAGCUGGGAAUCGGUACUGAUUUGCUAGACAAGUUGAAAACACUGCCCUCUAGAGCGACGCAGAAAGCCAUCGAGGCUUACAGCAGUGAAUUCCAAGGAUUGGCAGUGUUGAAUCACGGUGAUUUUUGGACAAAUAACAUCAUGUUCAAAUACAACAACAGCGACCUAGUUGAUGUCUUGUUUAUUGAUUUUCAAAAUUGUGUCGUUGGCUCACCAAUCGUUGAUCUUAUUUACUUCCUCACGUCAUCACCGUCAUAUGAUGUUUUGGAGCAAUACAAAGAUGAAUUGAUUUAUGUGUAUCAUGAAACUCUUUCAAUAUUCCUACACCACUUUGGCUAUCAGAAGGCUAUUCCAUCAUUGAUGAAUUUGCAAGUCGAGUUACUGAAAUAUGGUUCAUUGGAGGUAAUUCUUUCUUUAACAACUGCCCCAUAUUUGCGAACUAGGGAUGCACAAAAUAUCCCUCCGAUGGUUCCAGCUUUACACAUAGAAACGCAGGGUUCAGAACUGCUGUCAGUUCUCAAAGCACACUCAAAUCAUAUCAUUCGCCAGCUCCAGGACUAUGAACUUCGUGGUCUUCUUGAAUGGGGAACAUCCGAAAGCAAAAUUAAAGGAAAAUUGAACAAAUGGCUGUUGAACAAAUUUCGUCCCGAACAUCAUGGAUUUAUAUACGUUACUUUCCUGAUGACAGUCCUAUUAAUGAAUCAAUAUCGAUCUGCACGGAAUGACUAUAAUUGAGUCGGAAUUAUUCGAUGGUCGCUCUGUUGACAUCCGAAUUCUGAGUUUGAGCGUGGAAGGCGUUGUUGGCUUUACAAUAUAAGAAUGUAGUAUACUUCGUACAACUCGUGACUUAUGCGACGGUGCUACAUGCUUUUCACCCUACGAAUCGUUCGCAAUACUUGGACAAGGAGUUACGAACAGAAAUGGAAACGAAUCGAGCACGGGAGCCAAAAGAUAUAAAGUACAAAUUAUAAAACUGUAUAACAUUUCUUGUUGAUAGUGCAAGAAGCUAUGAAUCGAAAAUUGACCAAGUUACAGAACUUCAAAAUUGAUGAAAUAUUUACCUAUCUUUCUUAUUUCGUGUACCCCU